AUGGAAAUGGCUUUAGAAGAUCUGUUCUCAAUGGAAAUGCUUCAUUUCCAAGAAUAUGGAAUGAUGAGUUGUCAUCAGUUCCCGAAAGAGGAUCACUUUCAGGAAUGCUUAACAGCCUUCUAUUUAACGCCUCUAACAAUGUGCAACCAGCAAAAACACCGCCAUCAGAAAUCCUCCCAUUGCAGCCCAGACGACAUAAAUAAACUUAUAAUCGGCAUCGACGAGUCCCGUAAGCACAAUACUAAAAAAAUAGCUGAUGAAGAGGAAUACGACGAGCUGGAACUCAGCAGACGAGGUAACCAUACCAGAGGAGACUUCAUCAAAUCUGGACAAGAUACAGAGUCGCAUCAACAACAACCAACCAGGCGACGAUCAUUUUUAAAUCGUGUGUGGCAAGCAGUCAUUCGUUUGCUAUGCAUUCGAGGAAACAACGAAACAACAAAUGCUGCAGAUAAUAAUCGACAGACGGCAAAAGUCGAUAAAAUAGCUGAAAAUAAUACCAGAACUCAACCCGAUGUUACACCAACUCCCAACCAACUUCUACUAGAUUCAUCAAGCGUCUCUGCUCUUGCAACCCCGGUGGAACUUGGAAGUGGUAGCUUUGGACGUGUUAACCUCAUGACAUCUAAUAUCCUUGGCUACCAUCACCUGGUUGCUGUAAAGAGAGCAUCCAUGAAGUCCUACAAAGAUCCUGAGGAUGCUUGGAACCAGAUGUGCCUGGAGGCAAGAGUAAUGGAAUUCUUGUCAGGUUUACCAUCAUUCCCAGACGUUUACGGCGUAUUUCGUGAAGGUAACGAAUGCAGAAUGGUACAAGAAUUUAUUGGCGACAAUCAAACUUACACCAGUACCACCUUAUUAAGUGUGAUGAAAACCGGACGUCCGACGAUAACUGGAUUUGAAUGCAUCACAAUGACAUCCGAGGUUGCAAAGGGCCUCCAUGAGAUGCACAGACGAGGACUUUUACACAAUGACGUGGCAGCUAGAAACAUCUUAAUUUGUCACAACGGCAUACACUUCACAGCAAAACUAACAGAUUUUGGGAUGGCCAACGUGGAUGCUGAUUUUGGCCGAGAAGACGCCUGCGCAGAGGGUCUGGUCGCCAAUCCGAAGUCAUAG
Molecule: messenger RNA, 1116 nt
Organism: Anneissia japonica
Lineage: Eukaryota; Metazoa; Echinodermata; Crinoidea; Comatulida; Comatulidae
Product: calcium-dependent protein kinase 29-like
Exons: 5
Coding region: 1-1116 (371 amino acids)
Biological process (GO): protein phosphorylation
Molecular function (GO): protein tyrosine kinase activity; ATP binding
Source: RefSeq, a predicted model, not a curated record